Molecule: messenger RNA, 5904 nt
Organism: Onychomys torridus (southern grasshopper mouse)
Lineage: Eukaryota; Metazoa; Chordata; Mammalia; Rodentia; Cricetidae
Gene: Abcc4
Product: ATP binding cassette subfamily C member 4
Exons: 31
Coding region: 375-4328 (1317 amino acids)
Biological process (GO): transmembrane transport
Cellular component (GO): plasma membrane
Molecular function (GO): ABC-type transporter activity; ATP hydrolysis activity; ATP binding
Source: RefSeq, a predicted model, not a curated record
UUCGGCAAAGUUUGCUGCGGGUCCCGAGCACGUGCAGCGUCCUCGCGUUCCCCCCGGCCGCCGCCCGUCACCUGCGCGUAGUCUCCGCCGCUCCCUACCCGCCGUGCCCCUGCGCUCGCACGCGACGCGUAGCUCCCGGGCUCCAGGAGGCGGCGGCCGCGGCGAGGCGUAGCGGGCGCCCCGAGGAUCCCCGGGAGGCGGGGUCAGGGCGGGCCGGCGCUCGGUUCCCGGAAGCUGCUGCCUGCGAGGCUCCCGCCGAGCGGACCGGCGUGCCGGCCCGAGCUCCAGCAUCCUCACCCGGGAGCGCCUCCCGGAGCCGCGCACACCGCCAGCGCCACCGCCGUCCCCGCCAGGCCGCGCGUACCCCGGGCAAGAUGCUGCCCGUGCACACCGAGGUGAAACCCAACCCGCUGCAGGACGCCAACCUCUGCUCGCGCCUGUUCUUCUGCUGGCUCAACCCCUUGUUUAAAACUGGUCACAAGCGGAGAUUGGAGGAAGAUGACAUGUUCUCAGUGCUUCCCGAAGAUCGCUCAAAGCACCUUGGAGAAGAGCUGCAAGGGUAUUGGGAUAAAGAAGUUUUGAGAGCCAAGAAGGAUGCACGGAAGCCUUCCUUAACAAAGGCAAUCAUAAGGUGUUACUGGAAAUCUUACCUGCUUUUGGGAAUUUUUACGUUAAUUGAGGAAGGCACCAGAGUAGUUCAGCCCAUAUUUUUAGGGAAGAUUAUUGAGUAUUUUGAGAAGUAUGAUCCCGACGACUCGGUGGCUCUGCACACAGCGUAUGGCUACACAGCGCUGCUGUCGGUGUGCACACUCUUUCUGGCCAUACUGCAUCACCUGUACUUCUACCACGUGCAGUGCGCCGGGAUGAAGCUGAGAGUAGCCAUGUGCCAUAUGAUUUACCGGAAGGCCCUUCGUUUAAGUAACACGGCCAUGGGGAAGACAACCACGGGCCAGAUAGUCAACCUGCUGUCCAACGAUGUCAACAAAUUUGAUCAAGUGACAAUCUUCUUGCACUUUCUGUGGGCGGGGCCGCUGCAGGCCAUUGCAGUGACCAUCCUUCUCUGGGUGGAAAUAGGCAUUUCCUGCCUAGCGGGCAUGGCUGUUCUGGUUAUUCUUCUGCCUCUGCAAAGCUGUAUUGGAAAGUUGUUCUCGUCACUGCGGAGUAAGACUGCAGCUUUGACGGAUGCCAGGAUCAGGACUAUGAAUGAAGUCAUCACAGGCAUGAGGAUAAUCAAGAUGUACGCGUGGGAGACAUCAUUUGCUGACCUCAUUACCAGUCUGAGGAAGAAGGAAAUUUCCAAGAUUCUGGGCAGCUCCUACCUCAGAGGGAUGAACAUGGCAUCCUUUUUCAUCGCCAACAAAGUCAUCCUGUUUGUGACCUUCACCACCUACGUGUUGCUUGGCAAUGAGAUCACAGCUAGCCACGUGUUUGUGGCAAUGACUCUGUAUGGUGCUGUGAGGCUGACAGUUACACUCUUCUUCCCCUCAGCCAUCGAGAAAGUGUCAGAGACAGUGAUCAGCAUCCGGAGGAUCAAGAACUUUCUGCUACUUGAUGAACUACCACAGCACAAAGCCCAGGAGCCAUGUGAUGGUAAAGCCAUAGUGCAUGUGCAAGAUUUCACCGCUUUCUGGGACAAGGCAUUAGACACUCCAACCCUGCAAGGCCUUUCCUUCACUGCCAGACCUGGUGAAUUGUUAGCUGUGGUCGGCCCAGUGGGAGCAGGCAAGUCGUCACUAUUGAGCGCAGUGCUGGGUGAGCUGCCUCCGGCCAGUGGGCUUGUCAGUGUGCACGGGAGAAUCGCCUAUGUUUCUCAGCAGCCCUGGGUCUUCUCGGGAACCGUGAGGAGCAAUAUUUUAUUUGGGAAGAAAUACGAGAAGGAAAGAUAUGAGAAAGUGAUCAAGGCCUGUGCUUUGAAAAAGGACUUACAGCUUUUGGAGGAUGGGGACCUGACGGUGAUAGGAGACCGGGGAGCCACGCUGAGCGGAGGGCAGAAAGCACGAGUCAACUUGGCACGGGCAGUCUACCAAGAUGCUGACAUCUACCUCCUUGACGAUCCCCUCAGCGCUGUUGAUGCGGAAGUGGGAAAACACCUGUUCCAGCUAUGCAUUUGUCAGACUCUGCACGAGAAGGUCACCAUUUUAGUGACUCACCAGCUGCAGUACCUGAAGGCUGCAAGCCACAUCCUGAUACUAAAAGAUGGUCAAGUGGUGCAGAAGGGGACAUACACCGAGUUUCUGAAAUCUGGCGUAGAUUUUGGUUCCCUUUUAAAAAAGGAGAAUGAGGAGGCGGAACAUUCCUCAGUGUCAGGAACUCCAACACUCAGGAAACGAACCUUCUCCGAGUCCUCAAUUUGGUCCCAACAGUCGUCCAGGCCCUCUUUGAAAGAUGGGGCUCCAGAGGGCCAAGACACAGAAAAUGCACAGGCCGUGCAACCAGAGGAGAGCCGUUCAGAAGGGAAGGUGGGCUUCAAGGCCUACAAGAAUUACUUCACUGCUGGUGCAUCUUGGUUUUUCAUCAUUUUCCUUAUUCUGCUCAACAUGGCAGCUCAGGUUUUCUAUGUUCUUCAGGACUGGUGGCUUUCCUACUGGGCGAACAAGCAAGGUGCUCUGAACAACACCAAAAAUGAGAAUGGAAAUGUCACUGAGACCCUAGAUCUUAACUGGUACUUAGGAAUUUAUGCAGGUUUCACUGCCAUCACAGUCCUUUUUGGCAUAGCAAGAUCCCUGUUGGUAUUCUAUGUUCUUGUCAACGCUUCCCAAACUUUGCACAACAGGAUGUUUGAAUCAAUCCUGAAAGCUCCAGUAUUGUUCUUCGAUAGAAAUCCAAUCGGAAGAAUUUUAAAUCGUUUCUCCAAAGACAUUGGACAUAUGGACGACUUGCUUCCCCUGACGUUUCUAGACUUCAUCCAGACGCUGCUUCUUGUAGUAAGUGUGAUAGCUGUGGCAGCUGCAGUGAUUCCUUGGAUUGUAAUUCCCUUGGUCCCACUCGCCAUCAUCUUCUUGUUUCUUCGGAGAUAUUUCUUAGAAACGUCAAGGGAUGUCAAGCGCCUGGAGUCCACAACGCGCAGUCCCGUCUUCUCCCACUUGUCAUCUUCCCUCCAAGGACUCUGGACCAUCCGGUCAUACAGAGCCGAGGAGAGGUUCCAGGAGCUGUUUGAUGCACACCAGGACUUGCAUUCAGAGGCUUGGUUCUUGUUUUUGACGACAUCAAGAUGGUUUGCCGUGCGUCUGGAUGCCAUCUGUGCCAUUUUUGUCAUCGUUGUUGCCUUUGGGUCCCUGAUUCUGGCAAAAACUUUGGAUGCUGGGCAAGUUGGCUUGGCCUUGUCCUAUGCCCUCACACUCAUGGGGAUGUUCCAGUGGUCUGUGCGACAGAGUGCCGAAGUGGAGAACAUGAUGAUUUCUGUCGAGAGGGUGAUUGAAUACACAGACCUAGAAAAGGAGGCACCUUGGGAGUACCAGAAACGCCCACCCCCAGGCUGGCCCCACGAGGGGGUGAUCGUGUUUGACAAUAUGAACUUCACUUACAGCUUAGAUGGGCCUCUGGUCCUCAAGCACCUGACCGCACUCAUCAAAUCCAGAGAAAAGGUUGGAAUUGUGGGAAGGACAGGAGCUGGAAAAAGUUCCCUCAUCUCGGCCCUUUUCAGAUUGUCAGAACCUGAAGGAAAAAUUUGGAUUGAUAAGAUCUUGACAACAGAAAUUGGACUGCAUGAUUUAAGGAAGAAAAUGUCAAUCAUACCUCAGGAACCUGUUCUGUUCACUGGAACUAUGAGGAAAAACCUGGACCCCUUUAAUGAGCACACUGAUGAGGAGCUGUGGAACGCCUUAGAAGAGGUGCAACUUAAAGAGGCCAUUGAAGACCUCCCUGGUAAAAUGGAUACUGAAUUAGCAGAAUCUGGAUCUAAUUUUAGUGUUGGACAGAGACAGUUGGUGUGCCUUGCAAGGGCAAUUCUAAAGAAAAAUAGGAUACUGAUCAUUGAUGAAGCAACAGCAAAUGUGGACCCAAGAACUGAUGAGUUAAUACAACAGAAAAUCCGGGAGAAGUUUGCACAGUGUACGGUGCUUACCAUUGCUCACAGACUGAACACCAUCAUCGACAGCGACAAGAUAAUGGUGAGUCCUCCCCGACCCCAAGUGGCAGCCAUAGAUGCUAUGACUGUCCAUUUGACCUUCCUUGAAGAUCCUGAUGAGUCAAGAGGGCAAGAGGUGGCAACAGAACGCUUUGUGUACUUCAGGAGGAAUUAUCCAGAUAUUACUUUCACCAGCCCUGUGGUUAUGAACACCUCCAAUGGACAACCCUCAGCCUUAACUAUUUUUGAAACAGCUUUGUGACUGUCAAGCCAUGGAGCCUGUUCCAAAGGCGUUCCCCUGUGGUUUGCACUCUGUAGACUCCAUCAAGCACACUUGGUUUUCACUCUGCGACAAAUCCUUCACAUACAAGAUAGUGGUGUCUUUGGAUUUCUCCCUCCAUCGUUAUUCAGUCAUUUCAGGUUCUAACAAACUGGCCUAUGGUUUUAUUUAAAUGUUCCAGCUGUGCUUUACAAAUCCGAUGCUGAGGUGCCGGCCACCGACCACAGCCGUCUACCAGGUUUUGUGCCUUAACAGACACUAGGGCCGAAGCCCAUUUGUUUCAUAAGCUGCCACGGCAGUUUUUCUUCCUGUUGCCUUCAAAAGAACACUUUGCAGUUAUAUCAGGGAUUCUGUUUACUGGAAGACUGUGUGAAGUUGCCAGUUUGCUCCCCCUUUCUGUGACAUAGCUAGGACCCAUUCAUUACUUUCCCCUAAAGACCUCUGACUACAAUAGUGCAGGUAAAAUGAACAAGAACAUGAAAAAAUACACAAUUUAAGUGGCAUUGCAAUAGAGAGAGACCGUCCCACCCUCUACAUACACGAAGAUAUGUGGCUAAAGAACAAGAGGACAUUUGUGUUGGAAAAUACAACUGUGCUUUCUCAGUGAGCGCCCUGAUAGGUUUUUUGAUGAAGAGUGUGCAAAUGUCCCUUCCCAUUUAAAUUUGUGUGAGUCAAAAUGAACUGCUCCUGGGCUGAUGGACUCAGCAUUGUGGUACUUUCCCUGGAACAGUGACUCUCAAAUGGGUAGUAUUAAUCUCAUUCAGCUUCUGGUUUACAGAAGGUAAACAUCCUGUUGGCUGUAAGCUUUUUGUGAAAUCCUUUCAAAUUGACAUGCAGAGGAUCUCCUCGCUUAGUGAAAACCCUGAAAGUCGUUGCAGACAUCAGCUGUAAUUAUGUAUUACAUUUUCAGGAUACAUUGAGAAGCUUCACUUUCAAGAACCCAUCCAAAUUAGUUUACUUCUGGCCACUCACGGCAGGUCUUGGGGACCUUCUGGUUAGUCCAUCAACAGCCACAACACUUCCUAGGACCUGCUGUACUUCAUGUAACUGUAGGUCUUAAAUUUGUCUGGAUGGUGGUGUCCAUGGUAUGUGUUGAGUUCAAGUUACUACAGGUUUUACUGUCAUGAUUUAAAGUGGACCCUUCAUGAUCUGUCACAAUAAGCCACCCUCGUUACAUAUGUUAAUAUACACACACACACGUAGUUCAUGUUGUAUAUGUCAGUAUAUUUAAACACAUAUACAUGUAUGUAUCAUGUUUUUAGACUAGUUACAGAACGACGCCUGUUUUAUAAAAUGAAACCUCAAGAAGCGCACACACAGCAAAGCCCCAAGCACACAGAGUGCAGUGGCUGCUCAGCUCUGGGUGUCCAGAAGUCUGUAAGUAAUGUAAUAAUGUCCAGUCCCAUAAAUGAUGUCCAUUCGUUCCUUAGCUCUCAUGGUUAGUGUUUCCAGAAACUGAGGUGCAUCAAUGACAAUGAGAAGGUCUGUUUAAAUAUCUAGAAGUGUUUUAAAUGUAUAUAUGUUCAUUUGGUCUUUAGAAAUUAAAGGCAGUCAUAGA